Messenger RNA from Rhincodon typus (whale shark), 9354 nucleotides. RefSeq names its product protein tyrosine phosphatase receptor type Ja (gene ptprja). NCBI's taxonomy places the organism in Eukaryota, Metazoa, Chordata, Chondrichthyes, Orectolobiformes, Rhincodontidae. Gene Ontology annotation, molecular function: protein tyrosine phosphatase activity; protein binding. Gene Ontology annotation, biological process: protein dephosphorylation. The record is from RefSeq and is a predicted model, not a curated record. The coding region runs from base 21 to 5093 and encodes 1690 amino acids. The transcript has 28 exons.
UCCUCACUACUGAAUUUAUUAUGAAGCCUGGAGAUAUCGUGGUGACAAGCAUAACCAAUGUUUCCAUCUCUCUGGCCUGGGAGGGACCUGCAGAAAUGAAUGGCACCCAGUAUAAUUUCAGCAUUACCUACAAUUCUUCUGAUAUGAAUGAAACCAAAAUAGAAGUGUCAAACUUCACCACAAUAACUGACUUACUUCCUGGAACCAAGUACACCAUCAGUGUAGCAACUAUUAAUGAUAAUGACACAAAGAGUGCUCCUGUGGUUAGAAGUGUGUUUACUCAACCAAAGGCCAUGACCAGUGUAACCCUUGUGAAUAGCAACACCACUUCAAUUACUCCGAGAUGGGACAGUCAAUCAGACUAUGAUGCUGGGUACAUGUCGGUGGAGCCGACUGGAGAUCCAUUUUCAAAUAGCACUGUUACUGAUGGGUCUAUAACAGUGGUGGAUCUGAGCCCUGGGACCAAUCACACAUUCAACACGAGUGCACUGACAGCAGAUGGGACAACAUUUCCGGUAACAGAUUCUUUUACAACAGAGCCCAAUCCAGUACUGAAUGUUAUGGUGGUGGAAGCUGGCACCAACUUUGUAAUCCUGACUUGGACGCAACCACCAGAUCAUAAAGAAGGGUAUGAGUACAUGGUGCUGACCAAGGGAAACCCAGCCCCUUCUGGUGAUAAUGGAAACAUAACUGUGAAAAGUGCGAAUGCUACUAUCGAAGGACUGACAUCUGGAACCAAGUAUAAUUUUACCGUGAUAACACUGGCAGCAGAUGGGACUCCGUCAACUGCAGUGACGGAAUCUAACUACACAAGACCUGUCCAGGUACCACAAGGGAAUAUUACAGUUGAAAAUAAUGACACGACAGACACUUUAAUUGUCUCCUGGGUUUCUCCUUCUGGCAAUGUGGAGAACUUCUUUGUCGUUCUGAAUAGCUCAACCAUCAGCACGGAUACCGUAAUGCCUGUACAAUUCCACAGACUUCAACCUGGGCGAGAGUACAACGUCACUGUGAUUACAAGCAGUGGACCUUUCAAUGUUACUUCUGACAAUAAGCUUGGUAUAACAGUUCCCAGUACUCCUGGAAGGGUUACUGUGACCAACUUCAGCACCAGUUUCAUCUCACUAAACUGGGGAGCACCUGCAAACAUGGAUGUCGGACAUUAUACUUUCAACGUCACCUACGACAAUGGUUCCAAUGCUGAGACAAUAACAGCAAAUACAAACUCCAUCACAAUUUCAAAUCUCACUUCUGGAACUAAGUAUUUAAUUUCUGUGGUGACUGUUGGACCUGGUAAUUUGCCGAGUGGACCUGUGACAAUAACUCAAUACACAAAGCCAAACCCAGUGAGGAAUGUACAGAUUGCCCAUGUUACCACAAACUCCAUAACUUUUAAUUGGACCCAACCAUUAGAAUACGGAAAUGAGUAUUCAUAUAGGGUAGAGACUAAGAAAAGUGGCACAUCUUCUGGCAACAUUAGAAACAAAAUUGUAACAAAUGAACAAAUUACUGUGGAAGAUUUGAUCCCUGGAACUAACUAUACCUUCAGCAUUAGCACCCUGGCAGCAGAUAACACAUCAGCUGAUGCUGUGAUGGCAUCGAGCUACACAAGACCUAUCCAGAUACCAACUGAGAACAUCACUGUGGAUAAUAACGGCACAACACGUACGUUGAUCAUCUCCUGGGAUGCCCCUCCUGGCAAUGUGGAGAAAUUCUUUGUAUAUGUUCAAGAUACAGGAGGUGCAACGCAAGUCCAAAGCGCAGACUCCACGUUGCCUCUAACAUUCACCAACCUUCAGCCUGGGAGAGAGUACAGUGUCACUGUGGUAACUAACAGUGGACCUUUCAAUGAAACCUCUGACAUUGUGCGAGGUGUAACAGUUCCCAGCAUUCCUGGGGCUAUCAAUGUGACUGACUUUGGUACAACUUUCAUCACAUUAAACUGGGGACAACCUGCAGACAUGGUUACUGGAAACUUUAGCUUCAAUGUCACCUACCACGAUGGUUCUGUUACCAAAUCGGUAGAGGAAAAUACAUUAUCCACCAGAAUUACAAAUCUUACUUCGGGAACUAAUUAUACCAUCUCCGUGGCCACCGUUGGACCUGGACAAUUGCAGAGUGACUUUGUGUCAAUAUCUCACUUCACCAAGCCAAAUCCUGUAAAUGGCCUACAAAUCGUGCAGUUUGACUCAACCAGCAUAAACCUGAGUUGGGCAAGACCAGAGCAGUAUAAAGUUGAGUACCGAUACAGGAUAUUGACAGCUGGAAACACACCACCCAUGUUUGAUGAUGGAAAUCAAACUGUAGCAAAUGAAAACGUUACCGUGACGGGACUGAUACCUGGUACCAAAUACAUGUUUUCGGUUAUCACUCUGGCAGGGGAUGGCACUGAAGCAGAUCCAGUUUCGAUAUCCAAUUAUACAGAACCUCUGAAAAUACCAGUGGGAAACAUCACUCUGAACCAUGAGGACACAACUGACUCAUUGAGAAUUUCCUGGAUCCGCCCACCUGGAGGUGUUGAGAACUUCACUGUUGACAUUGAAGAUUGUGCAAAUCCAUCAGCAUUCAAGAACAGCACCACAGUGACAUCAUCAACAAAUACCGUCAUGUUCAACAACUUGCUCCCUGGGAGAUUGUAUUGUGUAAACUUGACAACAAUAAGUGGGCCCCAUCACAUAACUUCAGAUUCUGUAAAAGAGGCCACAAUUCCCUCACCACCUGGACCCAUAGAAGUGACUAGCUUCACUAAUUCCACGAUUGACUUUGCCUGGGGAAGGCCUGAGAAUAUGGAUAUUGGAACUUACAGUUUUAUUGUUACCUACCAGAUAGCUCAAACAGCAAAUAACAUGAAUAAAUCUAUAGAAGAUAACAAAUCCAGCAUUGACAACCUGGAGUCCGGAACCAACUACACCAUAACUAUUGUAACUACAAUCCCUCAAAAUUUGCAUAGUACCUUUGUAACAUGCUCCCACUUUACAAAACCAAACCCCAUCAGAAAUCUCAAAGUCGUCAGUAAGAACACUGUAUCUAUAAAUCUGUCUUGGGAUGACCCACUUGGGCACAGGAGUGAGUACAGGUACAGAGUGCAAACAGAUGACAGCCCAUCUUCCAUUAGGGUGAUCAAUACCAAUUUUUCUGUGAUCAGUGACUUGACGCCAGGAGCUAAUUUCACGGUCAACAUCUCCACUCUAGCUGCAGAUAACACUGAAUCAGACUUUGUAACCUUAAACCAGUGCACGGAUGCGGCUGCAGUUAAUUCUUCUUCACUGAAGUGUACAGGGAUAGAUCUCCAGCCUGUCCUUAAAUUGGAUUGGGCAUGUCCAGAUGGAAAGAACAACGGCUUUUCUAUCAAGGCAACAAACCUCAGCACUCAGCUAAAUUAUACAGCUUCGAGCUGUACCUCACGAAUGCAAGAAUUCACGCUGAAUGAUGUUGUAUUCUUCACAAAUUAUUCUGUGACUAUCACCACUUUGUCAUGUGGUAGUCCGAGUACAUCAACCCGCGUAGAGUGCACGUCUGGCAUUACACACCCUCCCCAGCCUGCUGGUAAAUUACAAGUGCCAAGUGCUGAAGUUACACACAAAACAAUUAUGUUUGAGAUCAAAGAAGAUGCAUUUAAUUCUGACAAUGGUCCACUUAAAGCAAUUGCUGUGAUUGUUACAAAAGAAGAAAACAGAAGAAGUCCCAAUGCAGCAGUUCUCGAAACAGCCUAUAAUUCUGUUGUUUCAACUUAUGUAGCCCAAGUUAUUGAUCUUAAUGAUGGAGUUCGAAAAACCAGGGCACCAGCUCUGGUUACUCCCAUCACUGUCACUGUAGGCAACAAUGAUAAAAGUCAUGGAUAUGUUAAUCAAGAGUUGACUCCUUUAACCGCAUACCGACUCAGCUUGGCUGGAUUUACAAAAAUAACAUUUGGUGCAGACGAUAAAAUCGUUUCAAAUACAUCCUUCUAUUCGACCUAUGAAUAUUCGGAGAAGAUUUUCUUGAAACAAAAUCCAGAUGUUAUUAUUGGAGCUGUGGUUGGAACUAUCCUAGGGGCAGCAGUCAUAAUCCUGUUGGUUGUGCUACUCUUCUGGUGGAAGAGACGAACCAAGUCCAACAAUGGGAAUUUAACCCAACUUCCAAUCCCAGAUAUCAGGGAAGCAAGACGUGCCAUCAAUGUGGAAUACUUUGAAGGAUAUUUCAGUAAGCAGCAUGCUGACUCUGACUGUGGAUUUGCUGAGGAAUAUGAGGAACUGAAGACAAUUGGAACCUCGCAGUCAACACAAGCUGCACAGCAACCCCUGAACAAGCCGAAGAAUCGUUACAAUAACGUCUUUCCCUAUGAUGCAAGUCGAGUUAAACUCUCUGUCACUGCAGACCCAUCCAGUGAUUACAUCAAUGCUAAUUUCAUGCCGGGCUAUAAUUCGAAGAAGGAGUUCAUUGCUGCACAGGGACCACUAAUGAAUACAGUCAGCGAUUUCUGGCGAAUGAUUUGGGAACAUUAUGUGCCAGCCAUUGUCAUGCUCACCAAAUGUGUGGAGCAAGGGAGAGCAAAAUGUGAGCAGUAUUGGCCAACUGAACGCCCCCUCAUCUUUGAAGACAAAAUUGUUACUUUGACAUCGGAAAUAGUUCUCCAAGAUUGGACCAUCAGGGAUUUCACGAUAGUAAAGGAUAAAUCUGGAGACAAACGGGCCCUGCGGCACUUUCACUUUACAGGGUGGCCUGACCAUGGAGUUCCGAGCACCACAGGAGUCCUUAUUGAGUUCCGGAACCUAGUGCGGCAGUACAUUAAUCAGUACCCAAUGAGUGGACCUACUGUAGUACACUGCAGUGCUGGAGUUGGCCGAACAGGGACGUUCAUCUCCAUCGAUCGUAUGAUUUAUCAGAUAGACAUUAAAAGACAGGUUGAUAUCUGGGGUAUAGUUUAUGAGCUGCGAAUGAACCGGCCGCUGAUGGUGCAAACUGAGUCGCAGUAUGUCUUCUUGAACCAGUGUGCCAUGGAGUACAUCAAAGCAAGCAAACAGAAAUCUGAUGAUAUAAUCUACCAAAACACACCCGCCCUCAUCUAUGAGAAUGCCUCUGCCAUUCGAGCAGCCAAUGGCCAUGCACUUUAAUGGAAACAGUCUCGGAGCUGCCUUUUUAAAUUCAACUGCACGUUUCAUUAAUUUUAUUUUGUAAAUUAGAAAUGUUUAUUUUUUAAGAGGAAUAUGUGUUCAUACAGUAAGACAUGUUUAAAAUGUAUGCCUUUUUAAUGCUGAUUUGCUACCUUUUUCAAAUAAUAGCUGGGAAAACCCAGGAAGUUGUAGGCAAUCUUUGCCAAACCUUCCACAACUUGAAGGAACACUUUUUGAGAAUCUUCCGUGUAAUUCAUUGCAUUUUUAACAGCACUUUUCAUUGGUGUUGUACAGAUGUGGGUACUCUCUGUAAUUUCACUUUUUAAUCUGCAAGCUAAACUCUUCUAGAUAACACUGGUUAGUGUAUGAAAUAAAGACUGCCUUUCAUGGGAGUGUCUCAGAAAUAUUCAAAUUUCCCAUCUUUCUGGCAAUUCUGUGAACCUAAUCAUUCAUCCAAGCCAUUGAAGCACAAUGUCUCCAGGCUUCCACCGCAGAAAUGCAAAACCUUAAAAGUAUCACUGGAAUCUGGCACAAACUGUGUAUGUUGUUUCCUAAUGUGGACCUCCCAUAAGUGCUUUCAUGAAACCUGAUAACAUUGCAGCCACUUCUCACAACUGUUGCUUUGUUCAAAUCAACCCAAUCAAAAAGGAACCCGUUCUCUCAUGUAUCAGAAUAUCAAGUGAAGUGGGAAACUUUGUUCUGCACUUACUAGUUAUCAACGUUAACUGAAUCACCCCAGCAUGCCCUAUAUGUGAUAAAAUUAUUUAAUUCUUCCAUUUCCCGGUUCUGUGGUGAAGAAAUGUUCAUCAUGCAGUGUAGCACCAGAAUCAAUACGCAUUCAGCAUGCAAGUUAUUCACCUGCUUAAACAGAGUUGUUCCUCAUACUUUUUGAAUAAACUGUCUUAGUAGACCAGGCUUUACACAGCUAUACUGUGCCUUGCACCAUAACUAAAGGACAAAAGAGUUACAGGAGGCAGUUUACACGGCAGAGAAUCCAUUGUGCAUGUGUGUGCCUACUGAAUGACCUGCUGAAUGUAAAGAUUUAGAUAUCCAUAAAGCAUUGCAUAACAACAAAAUUUUGUUUUGCAAACUUAAUAUUUUAAUUGCUUUCAACACUGAAACAGAUUUGUCUUAGAGCAGCCAGUCUUAGUGAGUCCUGAGAGGUGGUUAGGUCUGGGUUAAUUUUCAUGUAGGUCGUGAGAAAUCUUUAAGUCAGGGUGAAGUAUCUCUGUUCUGAGCAUUAGUAGGAACCUGUCAGUGUGAGCCAAUACCUUUAAACUUAUUAACUAAUACAUUUAAGGAGUAUAAUAUGUAAACUUUGAUUCUUGAACUUGCAGUAAGGAAGUGAUACCUUUCAGUAUCAAUUUAUUUUAUAGCCUUGUGCUCAGCCUUCAUAACCUAAUUUCAGAGCUGAUGGCUUGAUCUGUUCUAAGUUUCAGGAGUUAUGCAUUUGUAAGAUUUUAGUUGUGUGUAACAGAUGUGAAUAAGUGAAGUCAGCAAACCAUAGCCAACUACAAUCCCUGGUAACUCCUGGAUUAUCCAAAAACAUCAUUACAGCUGGAAUAUUUAUUUUGUUUACUUUGUUUAUCAUGAAGAACUUUGAAUGGAAUGCAUGCUUUAGUCAGGGCUUUAUAAGGCUACCAUGCCACUGGAAAUUGCUGCUUGGGAAUAGGACUAACCUUUAAUUGUUGUCAUUAGGUCUUUCCAAGCUGUUACAUGGCAAAUAGAUUGGCAGCUACUGACUAAUCUCUCGUGGGUAUUGGCGCUGACAUGGGGUUAAAUGGCAAUGGUGAACUUUUUGACUUCUUUUGGGAAGGGGGAGUAAUUGACAAACCCAAAACUUGACUUGAAAUUUUAAAUACAAGUGGAUUGAGCAACAAAACUGUGUUAAAUUGGAAUUUUUUUUUAAAAAAAAGCUGAAACAAUCAAUUUUAAGUUGGUGUUUGGAGAGAUUGUUGCUGAGCUAUUUGUAUGUUAGGUUAUGGAGUUUAAGGGAGGGGAAACUGUGUUUGAUGAUACUAGCAGCUAGUGCCUGCCCUGAUGCACUUUUUGUUCAAACCAUUGAAAAGGUGCUGAUUUUUAAGAAUUCUUCAUGUGUAUUCUAAAGAAGGGAUGAGUUAUAAAUGUUCUUAGAGUUGUUUAUAUAUUAUAGUCUUCCUUGAUUGCUGGCGUAUGAUGCAAGGGGCAGGAGGAGAUAGUGAAAUCAGACUAGAUCUGAUUAUGUGCGAGAGUCAUUUACCUCUCUGACUAAUCUUCACUGACUGGCUUUCACUCCAUGUGCAAAUCUAAUCCAAAGCCACAUGAAGAGUGCUGAAAAUACAAAGUAGUUGCAAGCAAUUCUUAAACUGCAGUUACCCACAUAUAACAUGAUACUGUAUUAACACACUUUCCUGUGGCAUACCGUGACAUUGAGUACUGUGAUUACUUGACCUCUUUUUUUAAAGUUACGCACUUUAGAUGGUGUGUGUGUGUGUGUGUGUGUGUGUGUGUGUGUUUGCGGCCAACUGAUCCUAGUCAGCCACUUUAUUUACAAUUUAUGGGACAGGUAUCCAUGAGUUUUGUUGCAGAGCUGUGUCUCAAUCACUUAUGUAUCAUUUGUAAUUGUUUGUUUUCUUCACCACACUCUCCUCGCACCCCCCCUAAAAACCUGUAGAACCAUUUUGGAAAGUGAAAACAAAUGCAAGGGAACUACUGUGUAAGAUUCAUGCUAUGUGUCUUCUGAAUCAAUGAAUAGAAAUUGUAAUAUUUUAUAAUUUAUUUUUCAGUGCAUAAACGUUGGUGGGUCCUGAUGUCAGUUUACAGUAUCUGACACUGUGGUACUACCAAUAUAAGCAUUACUGUGCAUAGUGUCUGAAUUGGCUGUUGGAAUGUUGACCAGAGGGUAUUGGCGAAGGACUAUUGAUGAAUGCCUUACACUGUAGACAAUUUGUUCCUUUCUCAGGUUUGUCCUGCCCCCUGAAGGUGCUAACUCAAGGAGAUCUACAAACACUAGCAGCUUUUAGGUGCUUCACCUAAAUAGCAAUUCUUCAAGUGUGAGGUCUAGACUAAUUGUAUCAGCAAGUUGGAGGACCCCUGGAGAACAUAGCAGUCAAGCCAAAUUCUGCCCUCAUCUCACUUGCACGUGUGCACUUUCCAUCACAAGUCACUGGAGCAGGAAACUUAGGAUGGGUUUUAUUCCCAACCAGCCUCCACUCUUCCCAAUUCUGUAGCCUAGCUUCAGAAACCCUCAACUGCUUUCUGGCUGAGAUCCAGUAACUCCUCAUAGACUGAGCCUUUCCGAUUACAUUUGGUUGUGUGCUGCACUGAGUGACACACAUAGAGGUCUCUGACAUUUUUCACAUAGCUUCACAACUCUGGAGCCUGGAGAAUCCAUUCAGGAUUCAUUACUUAAACACGAGUGAUAACUUGAAUGUUACCCUCCAUUAUCAUUUUCCUGCAAUACCCCCCCUGAUCUGAGCCAUUGGAUGGGCAGAACUCUGAUGGACACCUCAAAGAUGGAGAAAUGAAAGGCUCUCUGCAAUGAAGGAGAUUUCCUUGUAGAAGUGGGACGGGAGUGAAAUUGAAAUGAUCUAAGCUCAAAAGCUGUGCUGCAGGGAAAACAAAUGAUGUCUGAGCGUCUUUAUCAAUGUUUCAAUUUUCACAACAAAAGCAGAAAACCAGGCCAAAUGUGACUUUGUCUGUGUUUGAGUUAAGUGCAGAAUGAUCUGUCCACAGAUUUUUGGCAUUUAAGUAAUUCUUGUCCAGGUGAAGAAGGGUAAAAGCUAUAGGGGCUUUAGGUAUAGAGCACAUUGUCUAAAUUUCAUAAUCAGAAGCUCUGUGGAGACAUUGUGGAAAUGAAGGAUAUGGUGAGGGAGGCAGAAGCCAUUUGCACAGCACUUUCUAUCAAUCAUUGUACUAGAUCAUUUAACUUAAAUUCAAAACUGUGUAUAUUUACGUUUAUAUUAGAUAAUAAGUAGCAAAUGCACUGGAUGCAUCUUUGAGAGAAAUCUAUUUAUCCCAUCUGCUCACUGCUAUUAAGAGAAAAGGACUGAUUUUUAUCUGAUGUGGAAUUAUAUCUUUUCUGCUGUUGUAUUGGAUUCUUUAAACUUGGUAAUUGUAGGAAGCUCUGCAUUAAUGUGAUUAUCGAAUAGAGCUCCUAAAGCACCACUGAAACUCCAUUUUGAACUUUGUGUUACAAUUUAAUGAUGUAAAAAAUUUAAUGAUGUAAAUUUCUAAAUAAUGUAAAAGGAUGAAUGUUGUAAUUAAAGUAUAUGUUUUUAAC